Messenger RNA from Boeremia exigua, 603 nucleotides. RefSeq lists its product as uncharacterized. The transcript is spliced from 3 exons. The annotation marks the transcript as partial. NCBI's taxonomy places the organism in Eukaryota, Fungi, Ascomycota, Dothideomycetes, Pleosporales, Didymellaceae. The record is from RefSeq and is a predicted model, not a curated record.
AAAGGCCCCGGUCUCUUCUAUGUUCGCUCUCGCGUCGCUCCAUCAGCAAAAGAUAUUCUCUCCGAAGCCACAUUCAUGAGAUGGUACGAGGAACACGCCGAGGAAGUUGUGGACAAAUCUGGCAUUCAUUCCUUGUUCCGUUAUAAUGCGAUUAGUAAAACUAGCGCAUCCGAUGCAUCGAAGCCCUUCCUGACAUUUCCUGUUUUGGACGAUACUGGCUUCUUGUUGUCCGACGAAUUCAAGAGUAUCAGUCCGAUAAGCACAAUUUUGCCUGGCACGGGUAACGUGUAUGAGCUGGUUGAGUUUGAUGUCAACCGUUUGGCUUUAAGACAGAGUACAAUGAGCAAAAAGGGGAAUGGUGAAAAGGUAGCAAAGAGCAUCGUGACAGUCGAAAUUCAGCCGCCCACAGGCCUCGAGGCAGAUGAAAUAAAUGCUUUCUUCGACAAGCAGAUAAACACGCUGAAUGAAGAGUCGGGUUACACCCGUAGCCUUGUUUUCGAGAGUUGUUCCUCGUUUGCUAGUGCAGGGGGCAAGAAGCAGGAGGGUAGUGAGUUGGAGAAGCAGCACGAAUUACCGUCGUGGGUAGUGAUACAUACAUUUAGU